AUGCUGGCCCUCGUUAAUGCUGUUGAAUUUGUCGAUCGAGAAUUGACAAGUCUCAUACAAUCCACCAGCUUUACGGAAAAUCUCCUUGCAACGACAACCAGCAAACUUAUAAGUGAGGUAUUUCUUUUGUCGUUUAUCAUUCUCGUAGGUUAUGAAACCUUAUAUUGGCUGGGAAUCUACUUGGGACUUUGGGAGUACCAUGCCAAAGAUAUAUUUACAGAAAUCCCCAUACAUUGUGCUCAUGUCUACGUAAGGAUAAAUUUGGCUUCAAAGGACAAGAUAGAUCGUAUAAGGGAAUACUAUCGUCUCAAACAGAAUCGAUACAAUGUUCUUAGUUGGACCACUAGUAAUCAGAUUGGCAGUGAAGUGUUUGAAUUCGAACAAUUUGUCAAGUAUCACUUUGAAUUCAGCCCCGAGGACUUUGAAAUGAACGAUGAGCCGGAAUAUGGAUCUACCAUCAGUCACCUUCGCGAUAAGAUUCUCACAGUUGUUUCGCAAUCCGACUUGUAUCGUGAUUAUAAGAACAAGAAACUCGAAGUCAUGGUAUUUGAUAACCAAAACAACGAAGUUGGCCACGAUAAGGACAAACAAUAUCUCAGCAAGACCUACAUUGAGACGGGGAAUGUAAUUGAUUGUAUAAUAUUGGUAGAAUAG
Messenger RNA from Meyerozyma guilliermondii ATCC 6260, 654 nucleotides. RefSeq lists its product as uncharacterized. The transcript has a single exon. The record is from RefSeq and is a predicted model, not a curated record. Lineage: Eukaryota; Fungi; Ascomycota; Pichiomycetes; Serinales; Debaryomycetaceae. Bases 1 to 654 code for a protein of 217 amino acids.